Messenger RNA from Drosophila rhopaloa, 546 nucleotides. RefSeq lists its product as uncharacterized. Bases 139 to 519 code for a protein of 126 amino acids. The record is from RefSeq and is a predicted model, not a curated record. The transcript has 3 exons. NCBI's taxonomy places the organism in Eukaryota, Metazoa, Arthropoda, Insecta, Diptera, Drosophilidae.
UAAGAGUUAUCUAACACCGCAAAAAUAAAAAUCUAUCUCUCAGUUUAUACAAAUAUUCGCCUACUUUUUUGCGAUGGACCAUGAAUAAUUACUAAAUAAACCAUACUAAAUCCUUUUUGUGCUCGUAGCAACUGUCCAAUGGAUAUGAAAUUUGUUCUAAAGAUAUAUCCACUACUAUCUCCAUCUCUAAUUUUCCAUCAAUGCCUGCAGGGCUCAGAUGAUGAUGAUGAGGCCCCCCUUCCAUACAAUUUCUUCUGUUCUUCUUGCGAUGCCAGAGGGAAGCCAAACAGUGGACAUGGGGGAACGCCGUCUCGGUUUAUCCUGUCGCACAGGAUCGGAUCCCGACCUCAUAUCGAAUCUCCGUUGCACAAUGCCAUCCACUUUCGAUAUACUCCGAUCCACCCCAACUACCGACCACGGAACCAGCUGAACCAUCUGAAAUAUCCAAAAGUGCACUGGAAUAAGGAACUAUAUUUUGGUUUAACAAUAAUAGAUUUUAUAUUCCCUUUAGAUUUAUAAAGGAUUUGCUCAGAAAUCGUUAAAAUA